UGUGUGUGUGUGUGUGUGUGUGUGUGUGUGAGAGAGAGAGAGAGAGAGAGAGAGAGAGAGAGAGAGAGAGAGAGAGAGAGAGAGAGAGAGAUGCGAAAGUCCAGGCGAGGUGGCACGGGGAAAGGCAGAGGAAGAAUGGUGCACUGCGGGGUCAAGGAAGUUUUUGAGGACGAGAAAGUUGUCAGGAUGAAAGUGAAGAAACUGGCUCAGAUUGUACGCACAAGCAAGUACACUGUGGUUUACACUGGAGCGGGGAUAUCUACUGCUGCUGGGAUUCCAGAUUUUCGUGGGCCUUCAGGCGUCUGGACAUUGCGUGCUAGGGGUGAACAAGUGAGCGAGCCUGACUUUUUGAAGAUGAAGCCGACAUUGACACACUGGGCUGUGAAGACUCUUUUGGAUAAAGGUUUUGCACAUCACGUCGUUUCUCAGAACAUCGAUGGACUGCAUCGCCGGAGUGGGCUGGCUGCGGACCAGAUCAGCGAAAUCCACGGCAAUGCAGCAUUGGAGACUUGCAUCAACUGCGGUGCAAGCUACCUGCGGCCGUUCAUGGUGUGGGGUGGCCUUUGUUCAGACUCAACUUUGAGCUCGGCUGCUGCUGCAGGUGCCCUCCAGGCAACGUGGACACCAACGCGGAGAAGAGGGAGGGCGAAAGGAGGGAGGAAACAGAGACAGCGCUCGGUGGUGUCUUCCACUGUGAAUGACUUGAAUGACAACAGGUUUGGCUUGGAAUCUGUCGAUGGUACAAUGACUGGGUAUUCAGACCAUAGAACAGGACGCCUUUGCGAGCAGGACGGUUGUGGAGCGGAGCUGCUCAACUCGGUUGUAAUGUUUGGAGAGCCUUUGCCAAAGGAGGCCCUGGAUGCUGCGGCGGAUCACACAGCACAAGCAGAUGUGGCGCUUGUCCUGGGGUCCAGUCUCAGGGUGGGCCCGGCGUGCGAUUUCCCUGUCCAGGUGUCGAAUAGGGGAGGAUCUAUGAUCAUUGUCAAUCUCCAGCAUACGCCGCUUGAUCGCAAAGCCAAGCUGGUCAUCCAUGCACGAUGUGAUCUUGUAAUGUGCUUGCUGCUUGAGGAGCUAGGGCUGCCACCUGUGUCAGAGGAGUUUACUGUGACAAGUGUUCCGGUCACACGCAAGAGGUCAACCAGGGUUUGCAAGUGCAGACCAUCCAUCAGGGCCUUGCCGCUGGAGGCGGAGGACGAAAAUGGGAACCCCAAAGAGCAACCCAGAAGUACUACCAGCAGUGGGAGCACGCCCAGGAGACACUCCAACUUGCCGCAUAAUGACGAGGAGGAGCCAGUCAGGCAUCAGAGGGGUUCCAUCUCUCAGAACGGGGGUUCCGAAGGACAACCCAGUAGUAGCAUGAGCAGCGACCCAACACACGGGAAAUCCUCCGGCUCGUUCUGUGAUAAUCGUGAGAAGGAAGUUACAGUGAGGCAUUGGGGGGAGUUUAUCUCUGAGCCGAGGCUUUCAUCACGAAGCUCUGAUGACGAAUGCACUGUGCUUCAGUCAGGUUGCAGGGAACUUCUGCCUGGUGAUUUGGAGGAGAGCCAGGGCAAGCUCCUGCCAGUGGACCUGAGCUCUGACGGUGAGUGCACACUGCUUCAGUCAGGUUGCAGAGAACAUCUGCCCGGUAACUUGGAGGAGAGGCAAAGCAAUCUUCUGCCAAUGGACCGGGUACAUGACGGUGAUGACCUGCAGGCAGGUUACUUUACCCCGACCUCCGAUGAGUAUCAGCCGGGUAAGUCAGACUGUCGUCGUAACGAGCGUUGGCAAGGUAACACGGAAGUAAGUUGCCGUGGGUCACAACAACUGCGGCCGCGGGAAUCGGCCAAGCGAGGUGUGCAAGGUAACACAGAAGUAAGUUGCCGGGGGUCACGACUACUGCGGCCGCGGAAGUCGGCAAAGCGAGGUAUGUAUGCAGAAAUGGGUGAAGACUCUGUCCAUUAUAGGGAUACCACAUCUGGGGAGUCUGAUGGGGAAUCGGCAGAGUCAAGGGAUGUUUCUUGCGAAGAAGAAACAUCCUGUCGAAUGGUGGAUUGUGGGAAUGACUGUAGUGUAUCUAGGGAUGGUUACGGUGAAUUGGAAGCUGUGUGUCAAGACGUCGGCGAUGAAGAGGUUGGGGACUUCAGGGAUGAAGGCCAAGGGCAGAAGAGCGCGAGUGUGUUGUUUCCUGCUGUAGAAUCGACUGAGAAAUUACGUCUUGGGGAGAAACAGAUGGGGGUAGCGUACACAAGUAGUCCUAACGGGGUUUUGAGAAGAAGCUCCGCAAGUGUGGUUGAUGGCUUUCAUCUUGUGCUUGCCGUAAGGCGGAAGAGAAGCAGGCGAGAGGACAGUAGUGGCACGCUCGCUGGCAAGAGAUGAUCUGUUGUCGGGAAGGGCGCAAACCGUCCACAAUUUUGUUUGUUCAAUAUUGAUCCCUAUUUUUACCUUUCCGUUGUCACUUCUCCCUCCCUUUUUGCCUUGUGCAUGCACCGGAUUGGGAAGCACAGGCACAGAUUCACACCUUGACCUGGAAGCCCACUGGUUGACGAGUUCAGUUGACUGGCCUUAAGUCAGCAGGCCACACUGUGUCAUGCACGCUGUUUGAAAUGCCAUGAUGUUGGUUGUGACCGACAUCCCGGUCUCUGAUGUAAAAAUCCAGCAUUGCGGUGAGCUUGUCACCGCCGUCG
Messenger RNA from Chara braunii, 2666 nucleotides. The record is from the annotation of a GenBank genome assembly. NCBI's taxonomy places the organism in Eukaryota, Viridiplantae, Streptophyta, Charophyceae, Charales, Characeae.